CUGAGUGAAAGUUAUAUCAAAAUUUGUGCAAAUGGUGAAGUUCUGACUAUUGAAAAAGUGUUGCUAAAUUGUUAGUUUAAUGAAGAAAUUCUUAAGUAUGUCUUUGAAAUUUGUUUUAUAUGGCCAAGUCAUUUGAUUUAGGACGGCGUCGAAAGUGUUAAAAGCUGUGUCAUCAAUUACGAAACGAAGAUGGCACCUCGGAAUGAUAACGUGUCCAAAAAAAACACUAGCAAAAAAUGUUCAAUAUACAUUUGCUCAUCGUGUGACACUAAAUUCAAGAGCAAAGUUCGUCUGAGAUAUCAUUUGAGAAAUUGUAGUUCAAUAAAAAAAGAACCAGUAUCGGAGCAAGAUAGUGGCUCCAAGAGCUCUAAUGAAAGUUUAUCUAAAGAAAAAGAAAGCAAACUUUUAGUAGCCUCCAAGAAAAGGUUAAAGUGCACCAAAUGUCCAAAGGUGUUCACCUUCGAAAAGUCUUUCUUAAAACAUAUAGCAAAUGAGCAUUCAAACUUUAAAAGCAAAAUUCAAUGCAUUUAUUGUGAUAUUACUCUUCCAAAUACAUCCUCGCUGAAAGUUCACAUAGACAAUAAACAUCACAGUAGAGAGUAUGAAUGCAAGUACUGUAGAAAAAGGUUUGCCAGGAAAUACCAUGUAACUCGUCACUUGGCUCAAAGAGGCUGUGACGGUAGAAAUAUUACAGUCUUUCCAUGUAAUAUUUGCACUGCUACAUUUACUCGUAAGGACAACUUGAUAGUGCAUCUAAGAGAACAACAUUUGACGAACAGAAAUAGCUUUUUCUGUAAAAUAUGCAAUUACUAUAGUAAAAAUAUAUCGAAACUUAUCCUCCAUAAUCAAAGAAUGCAUCUUCCUAAGCCUUUACAGCUUGAGUGUGACCAUUGUGGCAAAAUAACUUCAUCUAAAGCGACUAUGUUGAAACAUCUGGAGAUCCACGGAGACAAGAAAUAUGUUUGUAUGGUGUGUGGCUACAAAACGUACACAGUGGAAGUGAUGCGCAGACACACAUACACACACAUCGACAACAAGCCGAACAAAUGUGACAUUUGUGACAAAUCGUACAUCCAACGUGGACAACUCCUGAAGCAUCUCAAGAAGCACGAGGGAUUCUUCUGUACCUAUUGUAAAGAACAGUUCAACACCAAACCUGCUGUCAUUGUUCACGAGCAACUGCAUCACAGAGACCCAGAAGGCAAACUAAAGUGCCCCUAUGAAGAUUGUGAGUCAAUAAUAGAAUUUAAAGACGAAAAGACCUUAGAGAAACAUGUCAAGCGACACUUGACUGUUACACAGUUCCGUUGCGAUGUAUGCGGUAAGCGGCUUCAGAGUGAGGCGACUAUGCAGCGCCACGUGUCGACUCACACCCUCGACCGACCGCGGCGCUGCAUGUACUGUGCGCAGGCGAGGGCCUACGUGCGAGGGGAGCACCUGCUGCGACACGUGCGCAAGUCGCACGGAGAGAUGUUCAAGCAGCGGCUGAUGCACGUGCGGCAAGUGCUCGGUACGCAAUCGUCGACGGAUCGCGUCUCAAAAUCAGAGUUGGAGGCCAUAUUGAAUAUGUUGGACGCGGAGUCGGACCGCAUUCUCGAGGAUUUAGGCACGGGAGUUAUGUACGCGGGGCUGCAGGAAGAGCGAUCCGAAGAAUACGUGGUCGAGGUACCACUUAAGACUGAACCCAGUCCACUGAUGAGUGAACCAGUCCUGGUGGAGAAGCUCAAGUUGUUGUUGAAUAACCUCAUUGAGAUCAAGUUGUUGGAGGAGUUUGGUUGGCCGGACGCCUCCAUCGAUGAGAUAUUGGAGAAGGUGAUUGAAAAAUGUGGAGCCCGCCCGGCUGACAGAAAAUGGUCGAGAGUUCAAAGGCUGAGAGAGAAUACCAAACAUCUGUUCCUGUAUGUGAUAGAAGACUCAACUGUCGACAAGAUGUUGGAGACACACACCAUUGAUGAGGUGAUACAACAUAUUCUGGAGAAAGUGAGUGAUGAUUAAGAAUUCACCACAAAUAAUAAAUCAUAAAUAUAUAUUUUUUAAUUAUAUAAACUGUAUAUAAACUAGCGGACCCGACAGACGUUGUCCUGUAAACACGUCUUAAAUUUGAAAAAUUGGUCCAGCCGUUAAGUGGAGUUCACUAACAUACAAAUGGGCAGGAGUAUAUAUGGACUGAAUUGAGAAUCUAGACCAUUCUUAAAUUCAUUGGAACACACACAAAAAAAAAUCAUUCAAAUCUGUCCAGCCGUUUAGGAGGAGUUCACUGUGAACACACGUACAGAAGAAUUAUUUAUAUUAUGAUAACAAUAAAUUUGUAUUCGCUUAUGUUUUGAUUUAUCAGAUAGCAUUGCAACUUGCAAACCAAAUAGAGUACAGGCGUAUCAAUACCUCAGUUCCAAAGUGUAAUAAGUCUGAAAUUCAUUUAGUUUGAGUGGAGUUAGGCCUAUCACAGAUGAACCAGUCCUGGUAGAGAAGCUCAAGUUGUUGUUGAAUAACCUCAUUGAGAUCAAGUUGUUGGAGGAGUUUGGUUGGCCGGACGCCUCCAUCGAUGAUAUAAUGUGAUAUUUGACAUUAAUUGAAACUGAAUAAAAUAUAAUAUCUGCGAUAUCCAUUUCAAAGCGAAGCUAGGAGGGCAAAAUUUACUGACAGUCUUUCCAAAAACCAUCUGUAUGUACAGCAAAUACCACCUCCGAGGCAAUAAAUGGUGCUUCUUCAUAAUGACAACUAUGAAAAUUUUCAGGCUUUCCGAUCACUUAGAUAUUCAGCUGUGGAGUAGUAGGUUUUACGACAGAUCUAUUUUUAUUAAAACAUUUAAAUUUAUAUAAAGAUAAUGCCUGAACAGUGGCUGGGAGUUUAUUAUAAUCGCCUAUCACAGACGACAGACUAUCCGUGACGGGAGUCACGUUUAGUCUUUGAUAAUAAAAGCUAUAGAAUUAUAUGUAGUAACGCAUACGACGCGCAAAAAAAUCUGACACACGAAAUAUCCUCGUAGAUCUGACAGAUCGCGCCGUACUAAAAGUGCGCCAAGAACAUAUAACAACGCUCACGGUGCGUACAUCGAUGUAUCACUGUAGAAAGGAUUGGUAAUUAAAACUCACUUAAAAUUGAAAUAUCUGUAUUUUACACUUUCCACUUAUAACUAUUAUAUUUACUUAAUACAAUUGGGGCAGCGUUACCCCUUUCAAUUAACAAUGUGUAAUGCUCUCUCGAAUUUUUUUUUUUUUUUUUUGCGCCCAAGCAAGGGAAUGGGCUACCCUCCGGGAUAACGACGGGAGGGAGGUGGUGAAUGCUCAUGCAUACCAACGCAGCCUAAGUCUGCGUUGGUUAUGUGGGACUCACGUGAAACCUAGGUGCCUACCCACUAAACACCACCUGCAGUUGGCUUUGGGCAGGUGCCCUCUAAGCCUACAUCGAAGGCGACCUUCUCAUGGGGAGAGAGAGGCGCAAGCGGCACUCCCUAUGGAGUUUCCGCUGGGAUGCUCUCUCGAAGUAAGCGCUCUGGCUUAUAUGCGGCACGACCGUCACAGUGAUUAUGCUACCAACUGUUAGUUGGCACUACUGUAUUGCCAACUAACUCACACGAAUCAAGAGCGUAUCCUUCUGUGAUUAUGGUACUAUCCCACCUUCUGAACUGUAGAUGUUGAUUCAAGAAAUAGAAAACAUACCAGCACUGUAUGAUACAUCUUUGGCAGAGUAUCACGACAUAAAUUUAAAAUGAAAAAUUGUGGGAAUUGAAGUGUACAAAAUUUAUUUGGAUAUACUUUUAGAACUGAAUGUUUAAUAUGAAACAGUCCCUUUAAUAAUCUUUCUGAAAGAAUAGAAUGAACCCAUUCUCUAUUUCUUCUUCUUUUUUUAUAUCUCAAGUACGAAAUAAUACACCGCAAUCCACUUACUAUAAUGUACUUCCAUUGCGUGUACGUCCGUUGCGUUUUUGUGUGCCACAGACUCAAUAGCACAAAAAGUGUGUCAUCUGCGGUGGGCCUAUGAGUAAUUGUUCCGUAAACAAUAACCUACCAUUACCAAAGAGAUACAAAUCGAUAAGUGAAUGCAGUUUAGUUGCUACUUCCAUUAUUUCUUCAUCUUAUAUAUAAAAUUCUCGUAUCACAAUGUUAGUUACCUUACUCCUCCGAAACGGCUUUACUGAUUUUACCAAAUUUUAUAUGCAUACUAGCUGACCCAGCAAACUUUGUAUUGCCGAUAUUAAAAUCGCGAUACAAAAGUAACUGUUGAUCGUGGAUGGGUGAAAAUUUGAAGUUGUAUUUAUUUUUUAAAUGCUGACUCAUGAUUAAACAUAUUUAAAAUGUCAAAAAAAUUUAAAAAAAAAUUGGCGGGAAUUCGCCUAACAUUUAGGGGGACGAAAACUAGAUGUUGUCCGAUUCUCAGACCUAUCCAAUAUGCACUCAAAAUUUCAUGAGAAUCGGUCAAGCCGUUUCGAAGGAGUUAAACUACAAACAUUGCGACAUGAGAAUUUUAUAUAUUAGAAUAUAUGCAUAUUGAGUAGGUCUGAGAAUCGGCUACUAUCUAUUUUUCAUACCCCUAAGUGAUACGGGUUGUUCACCGUUAACAUUUUUUUUUAAUUUUUGGUAAUUUUUUUUUAAUUUUUGGUAAUUUUUUUUUUAUUCUGAUUUAUCAUUUAAAAAAUACAUGCAACUUAAAAAUUUUCACCCUUUUUUGAUCAACACCUAUUUUUGUAUCGCGAUUUUUAUUUUACUUUAUAUGGCAAUACAACGUUUGCUGGGUCAGCUAGUAAGUCUAGUCUAGAAAAUUUUCGUUUCAUACAGUAUUUACUCGAGUUGUUUUAGUUUUGGUCUUUUUAACACUUUCCUUAAUUGUAAGUUACUCUUUGGAACUGAGACAUCGAUAUGAUUAGAAAAAGUGUCAAAUAUUUUCGAUAAAACUUUAUUGCUUUUUGAAUAAUGCGUACCUACAUCAAUAUUUGUGAUAAUAAUUUUUUUGUGAGCAAUAAUUUAUAAAAAGUGUAAUAAAAUCUGAGAAAUUGUAAUACUUUAAAAGCUACACCAUUGCGAAUAUGACGAAAACAUGUGACAAACAAUGUUUAUUUCUAACCGAUUCUUGUUUGUGUGCAUGAACUAUGAAGUGUAGAAAAGAAGUGCCAAAAUGGCAGACAUUUUUUAACCCUGAGAGAAUAUAUCGUUUAUUUAAAUAUCAUUUAAAAAAUGUAUAAUUAAAAAUGUUUUUUUUUUUAAAUUUACAACUAAAGUGUCGUAAUUUUUUAAAUCUCGUGCAUUGGUUGUGGUUUAGUUUAGCCCAAACGAAAUAUAUCUUUAAUAAUGUUGUUAUCAACCACAAUAUAAUAUACUCCAUCUUAUCUGAAAACUGGUUUUAAAACACAGAUAGUAUAUAUGCAUUUUGCUGUCGUAUCUUGAAGAUACAAUUUACUAUCCACUUAUUUUAUAGAUAAUGAGGAACAGUAGCUGGGCUUAAAAGGCAUUUUGUAUUACUUGUUGGGUUCUAGUUAAGUUUGAAAAUCUGUAUAUCUCUAUUAUAUUAUAAUACUAGCUGACCUGGCAAACGUCUUAUAAAACUUUGCCAUAUAAAUUAUAUGUUAUGUAAACCUUCCUUGAGCUUCAACGAAUCUAUUACAAAUUUCAUUGAGAUCGGUCGAAUAGUUUAGGAGUUAUUAUGGAACAUACAAUCAUACAUUCUCUUUUAUAUAUAUAGAUAGAUUAAUAUCAUAAUACUAUUAUUGUAAGGGAAGCUUAUUGUUAAGAAUUAUAAAUCUUAUACAUUAUGGUUUAUUUGUAUUUUAAAUAGGAGCAUAAUAUAUACAUUAUUAUAAAUGAAUUAAGUGUAAACCACAGAUGCCUUAUAUGAUUAUGUAGAUUAAUGCAUAUUGCACUAGUUUAUAAUUUAUUUUGUUCACUAAUUUUUAAUUGAUGUGAAUUUUCAGCAUUUUAUAUUUAAUCAAACAUUCCACCAUUUGAUUAUCAAGUAUUAUGGUGCUAACACACUGCUGUAACAACAGACCAUUAGACACAACAAAACUACAAACAUAUUUGUGAAAUACUCCGAUGAUCGGUGUAUGGAUAUUCAUUGUUGCUAUCUCGGAUAGCUCUUUUUCAGGCCACACAAAUUUCAAAAAUCUUUUUAGUCUGUGAAAACAAUAUCAAUAUUUAUACCAAAUAUUUUCGUGGCUUAUUUUUUUGGCUUUAAUUAAAAAUUUAUAUUGAUUUUGUUCUCAUCCGACAACAUUAGAAACGAAAUUAAAAUUCUUCACAACCGUUAGCUUAUUGCCAACAUUAAAACACCUAUUGUAAUAACCUUGCUUGUGACGGCGACGUGGGGCGGGUCGUUCCCUUCCCUAAAAUAUGGUCGAGGGAGGCGAUGGCUGGUCCAUGCGUCAUGCUCGUGAACGGGUGCUACUCGUGGGGGCUGGAUGAUCUUGUUACCGGGAGGUCUGCUUGAUGUGUUUUUUUUUAUUAUUAUUAUUUCCUUUAAAGUUAAAGUUAUUAUAUAUUUUAUUUUAUGAAAUGCUCACAUAAUGCCUCUAUUUAUUUACGGUAUGUGUGGAUUGAUGCAUCUGCUAUACUCAAUAACUCUUGUGGUUAUAAGUAUUAAUUUACUUUCUUUUUCUUUUUUUGACUUACUCAUGUAAGCCUUUCAGUUUUUGACUUUUGAGUAUUUUUGUUGCGUCACUUUGCAUAUAUUGUAAUUGAAAUGAUUUGUAAAACAACUAAAAUGUAAAUCUUGACUUAGAAGAGUGGCAAGAAGUAGCGGUAAAUUCAAUAAGAAACAAUAUUUAUAUAUUUUUUUUUGACAUUCAUAAGUGUCAUUUUUGUGACCUACAUGAAUAAAGUGUUAUUGAAUUUGAAUUUGAACCAUUACAUCAUCCAAACGAGUGUUUUAAUGAAAUUCGGUACAACAUUACUGUUUUAGAAUCUUUAAUAGAGUAUUUAAAGCAUGCGUGUAGAUAAAUAUGUAUAUGGCAGGCAUAUUGGCAACCUAAGGCAGGUCGCCUUAGGUUGCCUUUUUGCCUUUAUUAAAACACUCAUGUGAUACUAUUAUCACAUAAUGAUAAACCCACAUUCGUGAUUCAAUACCUACCCCUUAUUACACAACAGUUGUAUAAAUAAUUAUUACACUGACUUUUUACACGUGCACAAACACAACCGCACACUAACACGAUCUUCUUCAGAACAAUGUUUGAAUAUUUGUGGAUUAUUGUUUUAAUUGUGUUUUAUAAUUAUUUCUUAAUUAUUGAAAUAAUUAAUUUUAUAAACAGUUAUUCUAUCUAGUAAACUUACAAUAAAGAUGUUUAUAAUUUCUA
Molecule: messenger RNA, 7282 nt
Organism: Leptidea sinapis
Lineage: Eukaryota; Metazoa; Arthropoda; Insecta; Lepidoptera; Pieridae
Gene: su(Hw)
Product: zinc finger protein 260
Exons: 10
Coding region: 190-1995 (601 amino acids)
Biological process (GO): regulation of transcription by RNA polymerase II
Cellular component (GO): nucleus
Molecular function (GO): RNA polymerase II transcription regulatory region sequence-specific DNA binding; DNA-binding transcription factor activity, RNA polymerase II-specific
Source: RefSeq, a predicted model, not a curated record